ACCGACACAAAACUUCCAGCAAAGCGAGUGAUGGCGGCUGCCGUGUCUGUUAGCGCAGCUGGCAACGAGAAAAACACAGACACUGGGCCCGGUGGUUUCACCUGUCUUCCACUAAAUGGAAACUACGACCUCGCUGGAACGGAACAGGAAAGUUGGUCGUCCGGAGAUCGACAACUCGUGCCCGGGGAAGAGGACGCGGCGCCGGGGCGCGAGUGCCAGCGCAGAGUCGAGGAGGACUUGACAUCACUGAGCCCCGAAGAGAUCGAGAGCCGCCUGGAGAGAACUCGCCGGGAGUUUUACAACCGUAGGAAAAUAAUCAUAAAGAAUCUCCCCUGCGAUAUCACCAAUCAGGAGGUCCAUGAGCUGUUGGGCAGCUAUGAUUUGAAGUACUGCUUUGUUGACAAAUACAAGGGCACAGCAUUUGUGACGCUACUAAAUGGUGAACAGGCCCAAUGUGCGAUCAAAGAGUUCCACCAGCACCUGCUGCGGGACAGGGAGAUCUCUGUGCAGCUGCAACCGACUGAUGCUCUGCUAUGCAUCGCCAACUUGCCCCGAGCCUUCACCCAGCAGCAGUUUGAGGAGCUGGUGCGACCCUUUGGCAACCUGGAGCGCUGUUUCCUGGUUUACAGCGCCUCGACGGGGCACUCCAAAGGCUACGGCUUUGUGGAGUACAUGAAGAAGGACUCUGCUGCCAGGGCAAAGUCGGAGCUCUUGGGGAAGCAGUUGGGGUCCCGCAUGCUUUAUGUCCACUGGACUGAAGUGGGCUCACUCACUUACCCACUGCUGCAUUCAAAAUGUCUGUGCGUGGACCGGCUGCCCCCGAGCUUGCUAACGGCUCAAGAUCUCCGCAACGCACUGGCUGAUACUCAUUCGCCGGUCUUCUGCCAGUUGGCCCAGGGACAAGAUGGGAGUUUCCGGCGUUUUGCUGUGUUGGAGUUUGCCACUGCAGAUAUGGCUGAGGAGGCACAGAGAUUUGCAGAUGGCAGGCUGCUGGGCGGGACACACAUCAGGGUGUCCUUCUGUGCCCCCGGCCCUCCAGGAAGGAGCAUGUUGGCUGCUUUAAUUGCCGCACAGACCAUGGCUGUGAACAGAGGUAAAGGUCUCCUGCCUGAUCCCACAGUCAUGCAGAUACUCACAGGUCUCAAUAACCCCACCGCCCUCAAGAUGCUGCUCAACCCCCUGUCACAGGGACACAAACAAGGGCUCCUUGGGGCAGCCCCUGCAAUGCCUCUACUAGCAAACCCUGCUCUAUCAGCUGCCUUGUUCCAGCUGCUCCUUCAGAACCAAGCCAAGGCCCAGCAGCAAGCCUUUCUGGGAAAUCAUCUUCUGUGGGCUCAGGCUGGACUUAUUGGGGAGAAUCCUCUGGCUGCUCUACCCGUCCAGCAGGGAGUCCAUCUGCUCGGAGACCUCCCUCAAGGUGGUGUGGUUCCAGGGCUGGGUCUGCAGACGGAUCCCCGCCCCCCCCUAAAGCCGGUUACUCUUGGCAGAGGCAUGCCAAGGGAGCAGGAUUCCCCGACAUCAGUGUGCAGCUUCACCCAGAGCUCCUCUCCCACCCUUCCAGGCAUCUCCAUGCCCCUGAUGGGUGGCAUGAUGGGCGCAGAUGGCCUCGCAGCACAAGGGUUUCAGGCAUCUACGAUGAGUGAACUUCCUAAAGAUGUGAACCUUUCCCACAGUGCCUUCCUCAACAAUGUCUUCCCCUCAGGAUCUAGCUGCAGACCUCACCCCUACAGGAAGAGGCCUACGCUGAGUAAUGUGUCCAACCAGCACACGCAUCACAACGUGCAGCCAAAUUAUAACCUGCGAUACCAGGAUUCUUACAGCCCUGAAUAUCCUCCCCAACACCAGGAUCCCCUGGCCCACUUGUACGAACAGCAGGAGAACCUUGAUACUGGAGCCUUGGCAGGAUUCAAUCAGCAGUUCUCCCAUCACUCCGACUACAGUGAGAGGUUUUCCCACUACGCUUACCCUCCCAGCCCACCCCUGUCUUCAUAUUUCAGCUCAGGUUCUGAGGUUUCCAGUAAUGGCAGCCUCCCACCAACCCACCUCAACAGGGCGGUGGGAAUGCCUCCAGUGAGCCACAUCACCAGCUACCCUCCAGGGUUGGGGAACCAUAUGAAGACGCCCAUUGGUAGCAACAAGCGCGUGUUCUCCCGGCUGAUCCCAUCUCCAGAGCCGAGCCCUGAGGGUGGCUACGUCGGCCAGCACUCCCAAGGCCUCGGCGGCCACUAUGCAGACUCCUACCUGAAGCGUAAGCGCAUAUUCUGAAUGCCUCUUGCUGGAAGAGUGACCGUUUGAACAGCUGGGAUGCAAAGGUGUCCCCUCUUAAGGACUCUGUAGCCUGGUGGUCCUUGGAUUUAUCUGUGUGCUCCUGUGACUGACCCCUGGAGGGCACUGAGGAGUGCAGCCUCUCCCUGUUUGGACAGUCGUAGCCCCAUGGGAAUUCUUUGUGUGGUGUGUGUUGGGUUUUUUUUUUUUUUUUCCCUCCAUAUGUUUCUUGUAUUUGAUUUUAGUGUGUUUUAUGUAAAUUUAAUGUUUUACCUGCUCCUUUAUAUUUGGUUUUUAAAUUUCUGUUUAAUUUGUACAUUGAGAAAACAUGGUUAUGUAGGAAUUGAUGAGGGUUUUUUUUGUUUUGUUUUUUUUCCGCUAUUCUAAGUUAUCCCAGUGUUGAGUGUGGUGUGUCAGCAGAUAUACAGGUUGUUUUGGCAAGUUUACAGUGGCAGCUGUAUGCUGCUUUUUAUAAUGGUUGACGUCUCACUAAAGGGAUACGGUCCACAAUUUCAGGCAAAGGGACUUUCAUAGUAUUAACAAGCUUUAUCUCAGAGGCUUUACUUUUUUAAACUAGCUCUUCUAACUCCAUGUAAAAAGUUCAGUACUCUUGCGAGGGUGUUUUUGUGUUAUGGUACCUUUUUCCCCCCCUUCCUUUCUAUCACUGGGUUGUAUAUUUUUGCUGUAAAACUCUUUCUGGAAUCGGGUAUUUCCUUAUGGCUUUAACAUGCAGCUUUUGAACCACCAAUGACAGUUCAGUUGUACGUUCCUGACAAAGUUGGAUUAUGAGAUGAAGCUUUUCUUUUAUUUUAAAUCAUUCUUUUUCUUAAGCCUUAACUUUUGCACGUUGCUUCUUGAACCGCACCCUCCAACUUGUCUUAUGAAGUCUGUUUUCUGCACCAGUUGUCGAACGAUGCACUUGGAGGCACAGGCCAGUCCUAAUCUGUUCUCACCCGUAGAAGACGCCAUUUCAAAUCUCUCACUCGUUUUGUUAAGGAGUCUAAUAUAUUCUUUGUGUGUGAUCUGUGUUGCUUAGUUGCCCCCGCCCCCCCUCCUUUUUUUUUUUUUUUUUCUUUUUUUUGUGUGUCUUAAACUCCAGCGCCAUGCCUUAAUGGAGGAGCUGUGGGCAGCUGGCAUGUGCCACCUGUUGAGCUGCCAGCAGAGGGUGAAUAUGGGUAAAUAUGCAUUCUCAUCAGCGGGACACUGAUUCGGCUCCUCCAUAAAUGCAUGGCAGCUGGACGAUGAUGGAUGGAGCCUAUGAUCAAAGUUUUCCAGUAAUGGUGGGAGAUCUGUCUGUCUGGGGACAAACUAAUGGAAGCUAGUGGCAGGUGAUUGGUCAGUGACAUGGCUGUGUUUUCUUUCUUUAUUUUUAUUUUAUUUUAUUUUUUUAAUUAUCUGGUUGACAGUUUGAUUGUGAAAACCCAUUACCUCUGACUUCUGCUGGAAAAUGCAGCUACACUUGAGCCUAAACUGUUUUUUUUGUUUGUUUUUUUUCUUUCUUCUGUGAUUUAUCAUCCUGCCCUGUGUUGGCUCCCAUCUACAUUUCCUGUUCUGUUAUUUGCUGUGUAAAUAGUAAAAAAAAAAGAGAGAAUUUUUGGAGUCCAAAGCUCUUGUUUUCUGCCUCUGGUCUGGCCUUUUGAACUUUUGCUGCUCAUUGUUUUUCUUCUUUUUUCUUUUUUUUUUCUUGUACAUUUGAAAGCUGGUGUGUUGAUGAGUGGCACCACAGCAGACUGUUCAUGUUGUGUAUGGACCACGAGAUGCAGCUGUACUGUAAGAGCAGUUUCACUGAAUGAAUUUUGACUGCUAUCCUCAUCUGUACCACCAUGAUUGUGUGAGUGUGUGUGCGAGACGUAUGCAAGUAAAUGUUAU
Molecule: messenger RNA, 4134 nt
Organism: Cololabis saira (Pacific saury)
Lineage: Eukaryota; Metazoa; Chordata; Actinopteri; Beloniformes; Belonidae
Gene: raver1
Product: ribonucleoprotein, PTB-binding 1
Exons: 15
Coding region: 31-2265 (744 amino acids)
Molecular function (GO): RNA binding
Source: RefSeq, a predicted model, not a curated record